CCUCUCUCAGUCGCUACUUGUACUACUCACUACCACAACCUUUUAUUUCUCUUUUCUCUAGAACCCUCCACAAAACCCUUAAAACCCUAAAACCCCAAAGGUACAACUCCGAGCACCACCACCACCACCACCACAACCACCAGCAAUGGCGUUGUUGUACUCUCUCCGCCUCCACCGAACCCUAACUUCUCUCUCCACUCUCCACCGCUCUCUCCCCUCAAUCUCCGCUUCCACCUCCACUCCUCUCCUCCACGGCCCCAUUUCCUCCACCGCCACCGCCACCACCACCACCUCCUCCUCCAAUCUCCUCGCUAAACCCCGGCCGUUCCGAUCAUCGGCCAUCGCGCUCUACUCGUCUCGCUCGACCUACAACCCCAACAGCAACGAAGAGAUCGGACCCGAUACGAUACUCUUCGAAGGCUGCGAUUACAACCACUGGCUAAUCGUCAUGGAUUUCGGCAAGGAGAAUAGGCUCUCGCCUGAGGAAAUGGUCCGUGCCUACGAGGAGACCUGUGCCAAAGGCCUCAAUAUCAGUGUGGAGGAGGCAAAAACGAAAAUUUAUGCUUGUAGCACAACAACAUAUGUUGGCUUUCAAGUUUUGAUGACAGAAGAGGAGUCUAAAAAAUUUGAAGCUUUACCUGGAGUUACCUUUGUAUUGCCAGAUUCUUACAUAGAUCCAGCAAACAAGGAGUAUGGAGGAGAUAAAUACAUUAAUGGUACAAUUAUACCUAGGCCACCACCAGUUCAGUAUGGAAGGCAAGGGAGACCGCGUGAUCGAAGAAAUAACCAAACAACAUAUAAUCAAUCAAGACCGUCAUUCGACUACCAGGCAGGAGAUGGAAGGAACCGUGGCGCUCCACAAAAUUAUUCACCACAGCAGAAUUAUGGCCCUCCAGGACAAGCACCACAGCAGAAUUAUGGCCCACCCAGACAAGCACCACAGCAGAAUUAUGGCCCACCCGGACAAGCACCACAGCAGAAUUAUGGCCCUCCAGGACAAGCACCACAGCAGAAUUAUGGCCCUCCAGGACAAGCACCACAGCAGAAUUAUGGCCCUCCAGGACAAGCACCACGGCAGAAUUAUGGCCCACCAGGACAAGGAGAAAGAAGAGAUCCUAUGCCCAUGAACAACAUGAAUUAUGCCCCUGGAGGAAUGGGCAGUCACCAGUCUGGGAGGGGAGAUCCAACACCUUCACAACACAGCAACUACAACCAAGGGCAGGGAAAUUAUCAUCCCCAAGAACGUAGAGACUUCCCUCAAGGAAAUCAGAGUGCUUAUGUGCCUCCUGGGAAGGAGAAUUUUAUGGGAGAGAAUAGGAAUUAUGGUCCUCCACAGGGUGGACCUUAUGGGCAAGGAGCAGGUGGAUAUCAAGGCCAAGGAACAGAGGGAGCUUAUAAGCAGGGAGCAAGUUCUGGCUAUGGGCAGAGUUACCCAGGGCCUGGAGAAGGUCAAAGGUUCUCACAAGGUGAACAGAGGAACUGGCAAGGAGAGCAAAGGACCUAUGCACCAAUGGGACAAACGGGAAGUGACCAAGGGCGAUAUUGAAAACACUACGGAUGGUUAUUCAAGACUAAGAUGAGAAGGGAUCUGUAAAGAAGAUAUGUUUCUCUCCUUCAUUCUCGCGAGCAAGGAGAAAAUGCUUAGGAACUUUCGUAUUUCUUUUGAAUUGGAAAUAAUUUUUACUUUAAAAAAAAUUGUUUAGGAACUUUUGUAGCACUCAUUAAAAAAAAAAAGAAGAAGAAACUUUUGAGUUUGUCAUGGUAAA
Quercus lobata is the source of this 1766-nucleotide messenger RNA. RefSeq names its product multiple organellar RNA editing factor (gene MORF1). Bases 146 to 1546 code for a protein of 466 amino acids. Lineage: Eukaryota; Viridiplantae; Streptophyta; Magnoliopsida; Fagales; Fagaceae. Gene Ontology annotation, cellular component: mitochondrion. Gene Ontology annotation, biological process: cytidine to uridine editing; mitochondrial mRNA modification. The transcript is spliced from 5 exons. The record is from RefSeq and is a predicted model, not a curated record.